UCCUUUCUCCUCUAACCAUCACAACAUUAGCAUUCAUAACUUAGUUCUAAAGUUUUCUUCCCUCACAUUUUCUCUCAGAAUCCUUUCCUUAGGUCAUAUAAAAUAAAAAGGAUGAUCAGUUCCAAGAAACUCCUCAAAUUCGCAAAAAAAUGGCAGAAAUUAGCUGCUAUAAGGCGAAAAAGAAUCACAUCACCACCGAAUGUAGAAACAAGUUGUAACACAUCAAGAAUGGCUGAGAAAGGCCAUUUGGCUGUGUACUCUGCUGAUAGGAAGCGAUUUUUGCUUCCAUUGGAGUAUCUUAACAAUGAAAUUAUAAUAGAGCUAUUCAAUAUGGCAGAAGAAGAGUUUGGACAACCAAGUAAAGGGGCUCUUACAUUGCCAUGCGAUGCUGAGCAAAUGGAGUAUGUAAUUUCUUUGAUCAAACAGCAAGUUGCUAGAGAUGUAGAGAGAGCAUUGUUGACUUCCAUAGCUAGUAGUUUCUGUUCAGUUCCUUUCCAUCUCCCACAUCAAGUAACAAGACAGCAAUUACCAAUUUGCAGCUUCUAACUAAAGAGACAUUAUUAGAUUUGUAAACAAUACAUGAUAAACUUAUAUUGAUACAUGUUAUUUGAAGUCUCAAAGUUCUGUUUCAGAUUUCAAUUCCUCA
This is a messenger RNA of Jatropha curcas, 646 nucleotides long. RefSeq names its product auxin-responsive protein SAUR68. Lineage: Eukaryota; Viridiplantae; Streptophyta; Magnoliopsida; Malpighiales; Euphorbiaceae. The record is from RefSeq and is a predicted model, not a curated record. Gene Ontology annotation, biological process: response to auxin.